GGCAGAGCGGCGGCCGGGCUCGGGGCGAGGCGGACAGCAAAAUGCAAGUUUUUAGUACUUCUUCAAUGUCGGAUUCAGUAUUGAAAUCUCUAUUAGAAUCAUAGAAUCAUUAAGGUUGGAAAAGACCACUGAGAUCAUAGAGUCCAACCGCUGACCCAUCGCCACCAUGCCCACUAUCCCAUGAUUAAGGUUGGAGGAGACCUCUAAGAUCACCAAGUCUAACUGUUGACCCAUCACCACUGUGCCCACUAAAAUUUCUCCUAAUACUUUUCCUGAUGCUUUUCUAACCUUUCCCCCCUCCCUUCCCCCCCCCCCCCCAUUCACACGUUUGGUUUAAUAGUGAAACUGUAGCCUGAGUUCAUAGCAGUGCUUUUAUUUUCUUAUGAUGGGUAUAAACAGAGCAGCCUCGAGCAGUGCUGGGUUAGUGGGGCGAUGGGCUCUGUUGCUGUGCUCACAAAGGCUCCAGCUGAUGCCUCCGGAGUGCAAUGCCAUCUGUAGCAAAAAUUGAACAAAUUUGGCCUGGAGCCUGGAAAGACAACAAACUUUUGGCCUCAGAUAACUCAGGGAGGAAGGGUAUCACUCCCAGCAAAUGGAGUGCUUGGGGGCAAAGUGGAAGGAACUCAAAAUGCAGUAAUUGGUGUAUUUAGAGGGGGGGAAAGAAAGGGAGGGCAGUGCUGACAUCACCAUGGUGUGUGCCUGAUGCAUCUCCAUAUCACCUAAUGGGUUGGGUUGGAAGGGACCUUAAACCCAUCCAGCAACAACGGACUGAAGUUCCCAGCCACCCUGGAGGCUUCUGUGUUUGUGGACCCCCCUCUCUGCACCGCCUCAUGGAAUCGUUUAGGUUGGAUAAGACCUUUGAAAUCAGCAAGUCCAAGCCAACCCCACAGCAGCUGUAGUAGAGAGGAUGCACUGCACGGCCCAUCCCGCUCCCUGCACUGCAGGGCCUCAGUGGAGCUGCUCAAAGAACAUCUGCAAUGGGACAGCAGAAAGCAUCGCUGCAGCAAUGCAACCUCCUCUCCAACCCAGCCCCUCGCCUGCUCCCUCAAGGAUCCACAUGGCCCCAUUCCAUUGCUGCACCCAGUGGACAUCCUGCAUCCAUUCCAACAUCGAUGCUGCUGGACGUGACCUCAACGCAAGGCUUUUGCACGUGGCUGCUCUGUGGUUCCCAAGAAAAGCACACGUCAGAGCACAGAGGGCGGGGUUUGGGGAAUUCCCAUUGCAUUCGGGUGUUUCAGAGCACGAGGAUUCUGUUUAUUUUUAUUUCCUGCAAUGGCUCAUUGAGAAGUCAUCAUUUGUUGACAUGCGAUAACCUUCCUUUGCUUCCAACAUCUCUGGGCCGUGGCUCAGACUUUGCCUGGGGACCGACCUGGAGUACUUUGGGUUGGGAAACUCAAGGCUGGAGAUGAUGCUGGGAAAACUCAGCGAGGAUGGGCUCUGAGCAGCUGAUGGAACUGUGGGUGUCCCUGUUUGUUGCAGGGGAGUGGGACCAGAUGGCCUCUAAGGGUCCCUUCCAACUCAAACCAUUCUGUGAUUCUAUGACAGAAAGCAGCAGUACUGGUGUAUAGUUGUUGCCGAUUGUUGUGCCUGACAGCCGUGCUAAAAAUUCAUUUUUUAACCUGAAAAGAUGGAGUGCUGAGCAUCUUCUCCGCAUCCAGGGAUGUGUGGUACCCAGGUGCUCAGUGGGACUGGAGCUGUGUUGUUCUGCUGCUCAGAGCUGCUUUUUCCUCUCCAUCGUGCCUGCAAGUAACCCAGGCUUGCGUGUCCUUAAGCUCUCAUUAAUGCACUGAUAUGUGCAAGUGGCUGAACCUGAGUGCUUCAUGAGGAUGGAUCAAAACAGGGUUGUGAUACCAGUGAACGUACCCAGACUUCACUGUGCCCCAAGCCUGGAUGCACCCAGAGAGCGAGAGCCUACCCAUGAGCUCAGAUUUCCAGCAUUACAGUUUCAGGAUGCCGAACAUCGGGUUCCAGAACCUGCCUCUCAACAUAUAUAUCGUGGUUUUUGGCACGGCCAUCUUCGUCUUCAUCCUCAGUUUACUGUUCUGUUGCUACUUGAUCAGGCUUAGACAUCAAGCACACAAAGAGCUUUACGCCUACAAACAGGUAAUACUCAAGGAGAAGGUGAAGGAGUUGAACCUACAUGAGAUCUGCGCCGUUUGCUUGGAGGAGUUCAAGCCCAAGGACGAGUUGGGGAUCUGCCCAUGCAAACAUGCCUUCCACAGAAAGUGCCUCAUCAAAUGGCUGGAGGUGCGCAAGGUGUGCCCGCUCUGCAACAUGCCGGUGCUGCAGCUGGCACAGCUGCACAGCAAGCAGGACCCCGGCCCCCCCCAGGGCCCCCUCCCCGGAGCAGAGAACAUUGUAUAGCUCUGUGCCAGCACGGACUGCCCCGGGGCUGCUGGGGGGUACCCGGAGACGACCAAAGCACUACGGCACCAGCAAGGAGCCAAGCUGGGGACAGGAGGAUGGAGAGCUGAGAGCACUUUAGGGAAGGAGCAUCCCCAUGCCCCAAAAGGGUGCUUGGCCUUGGAAUGGGGUUUUCCUCGCUGGGAACGUGGAGCUCAGUGACUGUUGGGAAGCCUCAGCAUGAUGCCUUGGGAUGGAGCGGCCGAGCGGUGCCUGAAUGCACUCAACUCCCUCUGAGCAUCACCCAGGAGAGCCGGUGUCCGCCCCGCGCAGUGCUGUGGGGUCAGUGCCAUCCAAGGGGGGAAUUUUCACCCCUGGUUGCGAUCUCUACUGAGGAUUGCAGUUUCUUCUCCCAAAGGGCUGCCCAGGGCUUGGAGCUGGGUGCUUUUUGGGGUGGCUCCCCCCCCACCCUGCUCGGUGCCAUGGGCUACCUCAGGGCUUCCUUCAUCCCUGCCAUGGGUAAGAGCAUCUCCCAUCGGUGCAACCACCUCAGUAUCACAGCAUGGUGGGGGCAAACCCUACCCUUUGGGUUCACGUUGAGCCUGGCCCUUUGGGUAUCCAAGCACGGAUGGCUCAGCACCACCCAAAGUCCCCACCCAACCCUCCCUGAGUGCCAAAGCUGCUGUGGGCUGCACCACCCCUUCCUCUCCCUUCAUCCCAUGGGGCAAAUUCAGCCCCUUUCCAGGCAUCAUUCCCCCCUCAACCACGCAGUUCUUUAUGGGAGGGGGUUCCAGUGUUACCCCACAGCGGGGCUGGGUGGGCUCUGAGGGGGUCCCUCCUGUACAUACCCCACAACUCCCAAGACUGUUUAUGGAGCGUGGAGCCUCAUAGACAUGUUUGUACACUACAAAUUCUGCAGCAGAAUAUUUUUUUAAAAACGUUUGCUGUUUUCCUUUUUUUUUGGGGGGGGGGAGGGAGUAUUUUUUUUGUUGUUUUGGGGCUUUUUUUUUUGUAAGCUCUAUUUUUGUAUAUUUAAUUGCUAUUUCAAGAUUCUAAUGCGUCUUUUUUUGCUAAUCACACUAUUCUUAAGGAAAAAAAAAAAAAAAGCAAAGCAAAGGAGGAGAGAAGUGGUUUGCAUGUGAUUUGACUUGAAAUGUAAAUAAAGGCAGGUUUUGGA
Messenger RNA from Gallus gallus (chicken), 3517 nucleotides. RefSeq names its product ring finger protein 24 (gene RNF24). Bases 1888 to 2361 code for a protein of 157 amino acids. The transcript is spliced from 7 exons. Gene Ontology annotation, cellular component: endomembrane system. Gene Ontology annotation, molecular function: zinc ion binding; ubiquitin protein ligase activity. Lineage: Eukaryota; Metazoa; Chordata; Aves; Galliformes; Phasianidae. The record is from RefSeq and is a predicted model, not a curated record.